AACACAACAUGGAUUCGGAGCUCGGUCUCACGCAAGCCAUGCUUGCUUCCUAACAAGCGGUUGAUGGUGUGGUGCAACCGUCCCGCCAUGAAUCUCGGUCACGUGAUUCCCUCGGGACGGCGGACACACGCAGAUCUUCCCGUGCCCACGCGCCGCGCGUGCCGCGCACACGCCCUCCGUGUUAAACCACACACGCCCCAUCCGUGCCAAUCCGGCAUGCCUCGCACACUCGCCACUCCUCCGCACGCGUGAAGGGGAAAAAGAGGAAACCCUAGGCCGGCGCAUACCCCACGCGCUCACGCGCCUCACUCCUCCUCCUCCCCGCCUCGCCGGAGCGGCUCGCGUCUCUCCCUUUCCCUCCCUCCGGGUUCGGCGCCCGGCGGAGCUCCGGUGUCUCCCUGCCCCUCGCGCCGGCGUUUUCCGGUCGCCGGAGCCUGGUCGGCACACCGCUCGUAGGUCGGUGAAACGGUCGGAAUCUGUUGCCUGAAGGAUGUUCUCGUAAUCGGGAGAUGAAGUCGAUGGACAAAAUUGGAACUUGCAGGCAUUUGUAGUGCUUAACUAUGACAAAGGACUUGUCUAUGGUUAAUUCCUUACUGGGGACUUAGUAUUUAAUGUCAUUGGACAUGGCUAAUCUAUUCUGUUGAAUGGUGAUAUUCUGAAGAAAAAAGAGGCACAGGCUGUCUGUGACUGAACUGCAGCAGGGAAACGCACUAAUCACUACUCGUCUUUGAGCUUCCUUCGGGAGUUGCGACUCCUGAACAUCUUUUUGCUUCUGGAAUUUGCUCAGAGAAAACACUUUACCGACUUAUUAGCGUAAAACUUUCGUAAUUUCCUGUUUUUCUUUCCAUGGUGACACUGACCAAGUGGGCUGUCUAUAUAGUGGAUUUUCUGUUUAGGGUGUUAUAAAUAUCUAAAGCAUAUCCUUUGACAUGGAAAUUAAGUAUUCUCGGUUGCACUGACUUCAACCUUCUCUUGUGAUUGCUAUCUUGUUCUUCAAGAUAAGUGCUGCUCGGUUUGGAGUCAGUUAUCAGACUUGCAGAAUCGGUCAUAUCAGCAGUUUUUGGCCUGCCUAGCCAGAAUCGUUUCUGUCAUGGCAUGUGAAACAAAAAGAUCUACAUUCAUAUAGUAAUUGGGUUGAAGAGAUCAGAGGAUUGUUAUAGUCAGGUGCUGGGCCGCAAUGGCAACCGAUAUGCAGAGAUUAGUAGGAACAAGUGAAGACGAUGAUGAGGAAGAUAUGGAGAUGGAUGUGAAGGAAGAGGAUGACGAUGAAGAAGAUGACAUGGAGAAGCAUAUUGCAACUCCUCCACUAGUUGGUGUUGAUGGACUAAUUGGGUCAAGUAGUAAUAAUAAUAGAUUUCAUCAUCCCCAAAUUCAUGAACAAGCGAGCACCCCUGGAGGUGGUGCUCGAAGAAGUAGGCCACUCGAAGAGAAGGAGAGAACGAAGCUGAGGGAGAGGCACCGGCGAGCAAUCACUGCAAGGAUCUUGGCGGGACUCCGCAGGCAUGGGAAUUAUAAUCUAAGGGUUAGAGCUGAUAUCAAUGAUGUGAUUGCAGCUUUAGCUAGGGAAGCAGGCUGGGUUGUUCUUCCAGAUGGGACAACCUUUCCUUCAAGAUCUCAGGGUUCAAAACCUAUUAGUGGCACUUCUGCAGCUGUUACUCCACCAUCGUCCCAAAUGGUUCCACAACAAGCUUCUCUGACUUCCCUCAAAGUAAUUGCUUCCGGAUAUCGAAGUCCAGUGGACUAUAAUGCAUCUCGAAUGAAAGGCGUCUAUGCGCCUAACUCGUCUCCUUAUGACUCGUCUUCAAGAGGUCAAUCUCAAAUUCCAUCUGCAUUAGGGGAUGGAGGAGAGCCUUUAGAUACUCAAGCACUUAUUGGUGGCUCUGUUGAAAGUGUUGAGGCCAAGCAGAUUGUGGAUGUACCCUCAAAAUUUCCAGAGUGCGAUUUUGCUGGCACCCCUUACAUCCCUGUUUAUGUGAUGCUACCUUUGGGAAUCAUCAAUGUAAAGAGUGAACUGGUUGACCCAGAUGGUUUACUAAAGCAGUUAAGGAUAUUGAAGUCAAUUAACGUCGAUGGCGUCACAGUGGAUUGUUGGUGGGGAGUGGUAGAGGCACAUGCUCCACAGGAGUACAAUUGGAAUGGUUACAGGAGGCUAUUCCAGAUGGUACAUGAGCUGAAGUUCAAGUUACAGGUCGUGAUGUCAUUUCAUGAAUGUGGAGGCAAUGUUGGUGAUGAUGUUUGUAUUCCACUGCCCCACUGGGUGGCAGAAAUUGGAAGGAGCAACCCCGACAUAUUUUUCACUGAUAGAGAGGGAAGACGCAACCCCGAAUGUCUUUCGUGGGGUAUUGACAAGGAGCGGGUUUUGAGAGGACGGACUGCUAUUGAGGUUUACUUCGACUACAUGAGAAGCUUUCGUGCAGAGUUCAAUGAAUACUUUGAGGAUGGUCUAAUAUCGAUGAUUGGGGUUGGAUUGGGUCCUUGUGGAGAGUUACGGUACCCAUCAAACCCUGUAAAAAAUGGUUGGAGAUAUCCUGGAAUAGGUGAAUUUCAGUGCUACGAUCAGUAUCUACUGAAGAAUCUUAGAAAGGCAGCAGAGGCAAGGGGACAGGCUUUUUGGGCUAGAGGUCCAGAUAAUGUGGGUUCUUAUAAUUCACAGCCACAAGAAACUGGUUUCUUCUGUGACGGAGGAGAUUACGAUGGCUAUUUUGGAAGGUUCUUCCUUAAGUGGUACUCUCAGGUGUUGAUUGAUCAUGGUGAUAGAGUACUUGCCUUGGCAAAAUUAGCUUUUGAUGGUACCUGCAUUGCUGCUAAGCUAUCAGGUAUUUAUUGGUGGUAUAGGACAGCCAGUCAUGCUGCUGAAUUAACUGCUGGAUUUUACAACCCAUCCAAUCGUGAUGGUUAUGCCGCAAUUGCAGCAAUGCUGAAGAAGCAUGGAGCUGCCUUGAACUUCACAUGUCCUCAGCUGCACGUGCCAGACCAGCAAGAGAAUUUCUCAAGUGCACUGGCAGAUCCUGAUGGCUUGGCCUGGCAAGUGCUGAAUGCUGCUUGGGAUUAUGGCAUCCCAGUUACUAGUGAGAAUUUUCUUCCUUGUCACAAUCGUGUAGGAUACAACAAGAUGCUGGAUGGUGCCAAACCGUUGAAUGAUCCGGACGGGAGGCACUUUUUAUCCUUCACCUACCUGAGGCUAAACUCCAUCCUCAUGGAAAGACAGCACUUACUAGAAUUCGAACGAUUUUUGAAGAGAAUGCAUGGUGAAGCAGUUUGCGAUCUACAGCAAUAGCACUAGAGAAGAAAGUGUGCUUAGUGCACUUGAAUGUUUAUUAUUCUUAUUUCCCCAGAAUUACGGGGAAUUACUAUCUUGCAUAGUAAAAAAAUAGCAUUUUACUGUAGCUUUAACUGUACUGUAAAUGAAGCUGCAAAUAGAAGCGGUUAGUUGAUAUAGUUUUUAAAGGACAAUGAUCCGUCGUAUCCCACAAAGAUGUGAACAUCUUACUGGCUUACAAGUCGCAACUCCAAUCUUUCACUA
Messenger RNA from Rhodamnia argentea, 3523 nucleotides. Its product is annotated as beta-amylase 7. Gene Ontology annotation, biological process: polysaccharide catabolic process. Gene Ontology annotation, molecular function: beta-amylase activity. The transcript has 12 exons. NCBI's taxonomy places the organism in Eukaryota, Viridiplantae, Streptophyta, Magnoliopsida, Myrtales, Myrtaceae. The record is from RefSeq and is a predicted model, not a curated record. The coding region runs from base 1178 to 3277 and encodes 699 amino acids.